AUGAAACGAAUCUAUAACUAUUCCCUCAUCACCAUCUCCAUCUGCCUCUCUGCUUCUUUUGUUGCUCCACUAGACGAUCCCCAAGGAAAAUGUGAAUUGGAUUUCACAUCGUACCCGUACCAACCAAGUGGGGAGUGUAUUCUGAAGAAAAAUGAGAAAAUAAAGGCAUGGAAUAGCAUACCAACAACUCGGUGCUGUCGGAACGUCCUCAUCACCUUGACGCAAGCACUGGCACACAGAGCAAAUGAAACACAGGGAAGCAUCUUCGUCGAACAAGAUGUUUGGACAGACUGCAGUAUUGCUCCAUUUCGACGACAGAACAGCAGCACUACUUUGUCUAUAAAUUCAUGUGGGUUUGACCAGCUUUAUUAUAACAGCAAGACUAAAUGUUCCAACUUAACUCUCACAAACAUUCAGCUACAGCAGGCUUACAAUGAUGCUGUGUCCUUUUGCUCUCGUAUGAACAAUGAAUUUCAGCUCUGUUCCAAUUGCUCCUCUGCAGUUUUGACAUUGAAAAACGCCCUUUUGGAAUUUUCUCGAGUAAAGAACAAUAAUAAGAUAGAGACGCAAGUUUGUGCAAUAGCUGCUGUCAUUUCUGUUGCUGCACACCGUUUUGACAAUGUCUCUUUCAUCCAGGAUUUCUAUGGGUGCUUGGCCGGGUUAGACGAGUUCGAUUCGUUAGCAGAAGCACUGUUUGCAAUCGUAAUGGCGGUUAUUAUUUUAGGACUGAUUAUUGUGGUGAUUAAACGUGUAAGCAAGGAGAGGCCUCGUAAGAGAAAGCAGGUUAAAUCGAAGGAGACUGCGAUAUGGUCGGGGCUCUACAGGUUCUCCAAGGCAGAGAUUGAGAAGGCCAUCAAUUUUGGGAAUGAGAAGAAGUGUUUGGGACGGGGCAGUGCAGGGCAGGUUUACAGAGGUGUAUUACCAAGUGGUCAAUUUGUGGCUGUCAAACACAUUUACAAGAACAGUAAAUCUGAUUCUUUCACUCGGGAAGUGGAAGGUCUUUCGAGGAUUCGACAUCCAAACCUGGUUUGCCUCUUUGGUUGCUGCAUUGAAGGAGAUGAGCAUUAUCUUGUUUACGAGUACUGUUCACAGGGGAACCUGGCUCAACAUCUCCUAAGAAAAGACACUGCUUUAACAUGGGCUAGAAGAGUGAGAAUUCUAAGAGACUGCGCGCUUGCUCUGAGGUUUCUCCACCAUUAUAUCGAUGGCUGUAUUGUCCACAGGGAUAUUAAGCUUACCAACAUCCUUUUGACUGAUAACUUGGAACCCAAGUUAUCGGAUUUUGGGUUGGCAAAGAUGCUGGGAAUGGAGGAAAGCAAAGUAUUCACAGAUGUUAGAGGAACUAUAGGUUAUAUGGAUCCGGAAUAUAUGAGCAACGCCAAGUUGACUUGUGCCAGUGAUAUUUACAGCUUUGGCAUCGUUGCUCUGCAACUUUUAUCUGGACAAAAGGCUAUUGAGUUGGAUCUUGAUGCUAGAGACCAACUUACCAGGAAGGCAAAAGAUGUGAGCAUGGGAAAACGUCCACUAAGUGAUUUUGAAGAUCCACGACUCCAUGGAGAAGUCAACCGAGCUGACUUCGAAUCCAUCCUGCAAAUUGCUGUCCUCUGCGUUGCCAAAUCAAGCAAAGGUCGACCAACCAUUGAUGUAGUCUUCGAUGAGAUGGAAAAAGCUUGGAAGAACACCCUUGUUGACAUGCGGGAUAAACAAGAUAAGACAACUUCAUCAGCAACAUCAUUGUCUGGAUCCAUGGAAAUCCUGCCAGUUUGACAGACGGCAUUCAUUAUGAGAAGAGUAAAAUAGUGAACAAGGUUUUGGUUUGAUGACUUGUGCAGUUUAUUCGUAACAGAGUGAGACACCGGUAUCCAAUUAGGAAAUAAGGGUAUUUUAUUACCAAAUGCAUCUUUACUUGUGGGGAAAAUUAAAACUAUAAAAAAA
Messenger RNA from Ziziphus jujuba (common jujube), 1935 nucleotides. RefSeq names its product probable receptor-like protein kinase At2g42960. Bases 1 to 1767 code for a protein of 588 amino acids. The transcript is spliced from 7 exons. Gene Ontology annotation, biological process: protein phosphorylation. Lineage: Eukaryota; Viridiplantae; Streptophyta; Magnoliopsida; Rosales; Rhamnaceae. The record is from RefSeq and is a predicted model, not a curated record. Gene Ontology annotation, molecular function: protein kinase activity; ATP binding.